Ananas comosus (pineapple) is the source of this 1679-nucleotide messenger RNA. Its product is annotated as indole-3-acetate beta-glucosyltransferase-like. Bases 167 to 1579 code for a protein of 470 amino acids. Gene Ontology annotation, molecular function: UDP-glycosyltransferase activity. NCBI's taxonomy places the organism in Eukaryota, Viridiplantae, Streptophyta, Magnoliopsida, Poales, Bromeliaceae. The transcript is spliced from 2 exons. The record is from RefSeq and is a predicted model, not a curated record.
CACCCCACAUUAGAAGUGUCCAAGUCCUUACACAACAGUAUCUGUAAAAAAAAGACAAAUUCAAGUACCAACCGUUGCCUCACUACUGCUACUACUCUCACACUUCCCCACAAGGAUCCUCCUCUCUCUCUCUCUCUCUCUACAAGCUUUCUCUCUCUACAUCUCCAUGGCCGUGGCUCAUGUCCUUGUGCUCCCUUACCCUAGCCAAGGCCACAUCAACCCCAUGCUCGAAUUCGCGAAACGCCUCGCCGCGAAGGGCCCUGCCGUCACCGUUGUCGUCACCCGCCACAUCCUCGCCUCUGUCGGCGAGCCCCGCGACGCCUUGGGCCCCGUCCACCUCGCCGCCAUCUCCGACGGCCACGACGCCGGCGGCUUCCCCUCCGCCGCCAGCCUCGAGGCCUACCUCGCCGCCCUCGGCGACGUCGGCUCGCGCACGCUCGCCGAUCUCAUCGACGACCGCCCUUUCACGUGCCUCGUCUACGACACCUACGCGCCGUGGGCCGUCCCCGUGGCGAGGCGGCGCGGCUUGCCCGCCGUGGCGUUCUCCACGCAGUCGUGCGCGGUGAGCGCGAUAUAUUAUUACGUCGGCGGGGGGAUGCUCCGAGUGCCGGCGGAGGGCGAAGAAGGGACCGCGGCGGCGGCGGCGGUGGAGAUGGCGGCGUUGGGAUUGCCGGAGAUGGGGAGAUCGGAGUUCCCGUCCUUCGCGCUGAAGGACGGGUCGUACCCGACCCUCGCCGCGUUCGCGCUGAGCCAGUUUGCGGAUCUGGGGGAGGAGGAUUGGGUCCUCUUCAAUUCCUUUGAUGAAUUGGAGAGCAAGGUCUUGACACGCUUGAAUCGCCAUUUCCGCGCGCGAGCCAUCGGGCCCUGCGUCCCACUGGUGCCGACCGAAGCCGGCAGCACGUACGGCAUGAACCUGUUGGCCGCGGAGGAGGACACGUGCAUGAAGUGGCUCGACGCGAAACCCCCCGCCUCCGUCGUGUACGUCGCCUUUGGCAGCUUUGCCUCCUUACCCCCCGAGCAAAUGGCGCAGCUCGCGCAGGCCCUCCUGUCAUGCAACCACCACUUCUUGUGGGUGGUGAGGGCUUCGGAGGAAGAAACCCUACCCCCGCAGUUCGCCGAGCGGUUGAAGGAAGACGGCGGCAGCGAGAAAGGAUUGGUGGUGAAGUGGAGCCCGCAGGUGCGGGUUCUGGCGCACGGGGCGGUCGGGUGCUUCGUGACGCACUGCGGGUGGAACUCGACGCUGGAGGCGAUCGGGUUCGGGGUGCCGACGGUGGCGAUGGGGCUGUGGACCGACCAGCCGACGAACGCGAAGCACAUGGAGAGUGCGUGGGGGUUCGGGGUGCGGGCCGCGGCGCAGCGCAGGGAUCGGAGAGGGAGAAUCGUCAGAGCGGAGGAGAUCGAGAGGUGCGUGAGGGAGGUGAUGGAGAGGGAGGAGAUCAGACGGAAUGCGAGGCGGUGGAGGGCGGCGGCGGAGAGGGCGGCCGGUCGCGGCGGGAGCUCGGACGUGAGCUUGGAUGAGUUUGUGGGGUUUUUGAGUGCAAUGAAGGGGGGGAGACAGGGAGGAGGGACUAGGGAGUGAGUGAGAAAAGUUUUGAGGGUGGAAUUGUGUUAAUUGUGUGUGUUAGGGAGCAGAGGGAGGAAUUUUCUUUUCGUGUGAGAGAGAGAGAGAGAGAGAGAGA